AUGGCAUUGGAUCUAUUUUUAAAUUUUACUUUCACAUCGUGGCAUUUGCGAGAAUUAAAUUAUAUAAUAUCUGGAGCCCACUUUAAUCACGAUAUACAGACUUUGGUUUAUUUCGGCAGCCCGUUCGAUGUGGAAACUUAUAUUCGUGCCGCAGAAAUAUGGACUACGCCGAAAAUUGUGAUUACCGAGCACACCGGCGAAGUGCAUUUGAAGAACGAUGCUGGUGUUAAUAACAAUCUCUUCUUCGUGGCCAUUGGAAAUUUACGUCGUCGAUCAUUUUGGAAUCACAUGAACAAUGCCCUGUCGGAAAUGCAAAGCCGAGUGCGUGGAGUAUUUAUCACAACUCCGCCGAAUGGUAAGCGCUCUCAAUUAAAUAUUGGCGAACAUUUUGAAUGGUGUUGGCAACGAGGUCUAAUAAACACACUCAUCCUUGUUGAUCACGAGUUACCGACAGAACAACGAUUUCAGAUAUUCAAUUAUAAUCCAUUCCUGGAACGGCACAUUUUUGAUAGUACCAAUUCAACAACCAUCAACCUCUUUCCCGAUAAAUUUCGCAAUCUUCAUGGUUAUCAAAUCAAAGCAACGGCCCAAUAUGAUCCGCCAAGGGUUUUCGAAAGGAUCGAAUGCAAGGGAAGGAAGCGGCAACCGCUUUCGGGAUAUGUGGCCAACAUCUUCCGAGCUUUUCUCAAAGAAUACAAUGCCAGUUUGUAUUUGCGAUAUUACGUUCCCAACAAAACGUUAGACAUAGUGGAAAUCCUGCAACAAAUCAACCAGGGCGAUGUUGAGUUGUCUGUUAACCCAUAUGUGCCGCACAAAGGUAUUCAACUCAGUUACCCAAUUCGUAUGCUGCGCCGAUGUAUUGUUGUGCCAUCAGCAAAGGAGUUGGAGAAAUACAAAUACUUCAUUAUGCCCUUUGAUAUGGAUGUCUGGCUGUGUUUCUUGGGAUCCUGGGUGUGGUUGAGCUUAACACGUCUCCUGAAUUGGACUAGCACACAUAGACGUUGUCACUGCAAUCACCUCGAUGUGGGCCGGACAUUUUUAGAAGUAUUUCGAAUACUGACAUUUCUUCCCGUUCCUGGCAAUUGCUGCAGCAAAAGUGUUCGCUGGUACCACCUCUCGUGGUUUGUGCAAGUUAUUCCCUUGGCAUUCAUUCUCUCGAAUUUAUAUCUGGCUUCAUUGACCAGCUUCUUUUCUGGUUUGACAUUUCGCUCACAAAUUUCCACAUUAGACGAGUUGGUGAAAAGAAACUUGGCCAUUGACACCAUCGACUAUGACAUACCAAGUAUUUUGGAAAAUCGCGGUCUACCCAAAGGAUUCACCGAUAUAUUGAAACCUCGGUCAGCCACAGAUUUGCUGCCCGAAAUAUUGGAACUGAAGCCAUCGCUGACGUUUUCGGCUUUGAUCGAUCGCAUUCAAUUCGUAUUGAAUCAAGAAAAACAUCUGUUGAAACCGACUAAACACGUGGUGGAAGAGUGCAUCAAUACCGUUCCAUUUGGAUUUGUUAUGCCGCCACAUUCUCAAUUUGAACUGCCUUUGAAUCGCUUCCUAAUGCGAUGUGCAGCCGCUGGUUUAAUUGAAAAAUGGGCAAGGGAUUCAAUUGACGAUGGAUAUUGUACGGGUAUGCUCACGCUCAGCAAGUCCGACUUCCAGGUAGCUCGGCCAUUGUUGUUGGAACAUUUUCAAUUUGGAUGGUAUGUGCUGGGUGGUGGCUACACCUUGUCGCUUUUGGCAUUCGUCUUGGAAAAUUGUAAACGCAUCCUAAGGCGAUUUAGAAUAUUUAUUAUAUAUUAUUAA
Messenger RNA from Musca vetustissima, 1794 nucleotides. RefSeq lists its product as uncharacterized. NCBI's taxonomy places the organism in Eukaryota, Metazoa, Arthropoda, Insecta, Diptera, Muscidae. The record is from RefSeq and is a predicted model, not a curated record. The coding region runs from base 1 to 1794 and encodes 597 amino acids. The transcript has a single exon.